Molecule: messenger RNA, 1097 nt
Organism: Rotaria sordida
Lineage: Eukaryota; Metazoa; Rotifera; Eurotatoria; Philodinida; Philodinidae
Source: the annotation of a GenBank genome assembly
UUUGCACGCAAACCAAUGAAACAACUACAAGAAGAGCUUGCUACAAAGCAAGGAUUUAAACGUACACUAAAUUGGAUUCAACUACUUGCUGUAGGUCUUGGUACUAUUAUUGGUGCCGGGAUAUUUGUAUUAAGUGGACAAGCUGCUGCAAAAUAUUCUGGUCCAUCAAUCAUCAUUUCAUUUGUUAUAACAGGCGUUAUUGCAUUAUUUUCAUCUUUGUCAUUUUCAGAACUAGGAACAAUGAUGCCUAGUUCUGGAUCAGUUUACAUAUAUGUUUAUGUAGAAUAUUUAGCAUGGUUUAUUGGAUGGAAUUCAGUGAUACUUUAUCUGUUUAGUGUUUUGACAGUAGUAGUUGCUUGGAGCAAGCAUGUUGUUUUAUUUAUUGAUAUUGUAUCUGAUUAUAAUGUAACAAGCAUGAUUAUCGAAUCACCAGUGGCUUGGAACAAAGACACGGAAGAUUUUUUUGUCACUGAUCAAGUGAUUAAUUUCGCCUGUUGUAAUUAUGUUAAUCGCAAUAAUUAUUAUCCACUUUUUCCACCAAAUAAAGGUUCAUUUAGUGAAUAUGAUGUAGCAGGAAUGCUGCAAGCAUGUACUUAUGUUUUCGUUGCAUAUGUAGGUUUUGAUUCAAUAUCAACAGUAGCACAAGAAGCAAAGUCACCAGAGACAUCACUGCCAAUUGCCAUUAUUGGAUCAACAAUUAUUUCAUUGCUACUUUAUGUUGGAAUAUGUACUGUGAUGGUUGGACUCGUUCCAUGCAACUUAUUAGACAGAGAUAGUCCUCUUGCUGAAGCAAUAAAAACUACACCUUAUGGUCUUUGGUUAUCAAUUAUUAUGAAUUUAGGUGCUAUUGCUAGUUAUACAACUGUAGCAUUGAUGGGAAUGCUCUCACAGACUCGAAUAUUUUAUGCAAUGGCUAAUGAUGGUUUACUACCACCAAUCUUUGCUAAAAUUCAUCCCCAGAGGGCAACUCCAUGGCUUUCUAUAUUAAUUAUCGGUGCAUUUUGUGCUAUUUUUUCGGGUAUUUGCCCAGUAGAUAUUCUUGACGAAACAACCUGCAUUAGCGCUCUAAUUACAUAUAUUUUUGUACAUAUUACAGU